GUUCACGGCCAAAGUGCAGCAGAGGAAGCUCGAGGCGAGACUUAACGCCAAACUGCUGGACAACGUCUGGCACAAUGUCAACCUGUUCUUCAGGCUUGGCAAUCUGACGCUCAGCGCCGCUGGCCACUCGCAGGUCGUGGCGAACGCAACGCACAACUCGGACAUUCUGUCUUUACCGGACAGCAUGGCCAACGGCACGUUGGUGGUCGGCGAGGCAUUCCGCGGCUGCAUACUGCAAGGCCCCGGAAUACUCUUCAACGAAAGCUUCAACAGCAACGCUCUGCUCGGCAUUUGUCCACUCGACGGCCGAGGAUGUGGAGCGCAGUCACAGCUGAGCGCAAGCGUCUCGGCAGCAUCGGUGGACUGGUGUCAGCAUUCGCCUUGUAUGAUGCAUGGCAAGUGCGUCUCGAGAGCCGACCGCUACGAGUGCCACUGCUACGCCCGCUACACCGGCAACAACUGCCAGAUCGAUCAUGGCCCGGUGUGCCAGAACAAUCCAUGUCGCAACGGCGGUGUCUGCACGGAGGAUGCAAACGGCGACUACAGGUGCGACUGUCCACCGGGCUUCGCGGGAAAACGUUGCGAGUCAGCGGCUGGUGCGAGGCUCUGCGACAUCAGUAACCCAUGUCGUAACGACGCUGUCUGCGUGGAGUUGCCUGAUGCCGAUUACCGAUGCGAGUGUCGGCCCGGCUUCACUGGCAAGAAUUGUGAGAUCGACAUCGACGAGUGCGAUUCAAACCCCUGCCGAAACGACGGCAACUGCACCAACCUGGUCAACGGCUACAGGUGUAAAUGCGAUCGUACCGGGUACGAGGGUGCUAACUGCGAGAUCGACAUCGACGAGUGCGAGAACAAUCCGUGCUUAAACGACGGCAGCUGCUACAACAACUACGGCUCGUACGUGUGCGUCUGUCCACGCGGCCUAGAGGGACAGAACUGCGAGCUGAACACCAACGAGUGUCUCUCGGCACCUUGUCGCAACGGCGGCCAAUGCAUCGACGAAGUCGGCACUUACCGCUGCAACUGCAGCUCCGGUUUCGCCGGCGAGCACUGCGAGCUGUCCUCGCGCAGCAACGCGUUGACCUGCGACAGCGUCGCUUGCCCGCCCAACAGCGUGUGCGUGAGAGACGCUGCCCAUGGCGCGCAGUGCGUCUGUAAGCCCGGCUACGUGGGCAACCCGCCCGACUGUACGAUGAACCAUUGCGCCAGUCAUCCGUGCGCCAACGGUGGCACCUGUACGAGCGUCAAGGAUAAAUACGAGUGCACCUGUCCGCCAGAGUGGAAAGGUAAAAAUUGCCAGCAAAGCGUAGACAAGUGUAUCAGUCAACCGUGCCAGAACGGUGGUACAUGCAUAGAUCGCGCGAACGGAUACACUUGUAACUGCAGCCGCGACUACAUGGGCGACAACUGCGAGCACGAGUACGACGCCUGCGCCGUGAAUCCCUGCCAAAACAACGGUAGCUGUAUGCUCAGCUCGAAGUCACGUCGAGAAUUCGUCUGCGAGUGUUUGCCCGGCUUCGAGGGUAAAGUUUGCGACACCAACGUCGACGAGUGCGUGGGCGUUGUUUGUCCCAGCGACAGGGUUUGCGUGGACGUCGUUAAUGGCUACGAGUGCAAAUGCAGGAACGGAUACAAGGAGCCGAACUGCUCCUUGAUCGUCGAUCCGUGUUUCCAGAAACCGUGCAACAAUGGAAUUUGCUUGGAGAUCGCUGACGACCGUUACAAGUGCGACUGUGGACCUGGCUAUACGGGCGAGCAUUGUGAAGACGACGUGAAUGAGUGCGCGAUGAUGGGCAACUCUCUUUGCAACAAUGGUAUCUGUGUUAAUAGCAUUGGCAGUUACAAUUGUUUCUGCAGACCGGGAUUCUCCGGUGAUCAUUGCGAAAUUGAUAUCAACGAAUGCCUCUGCGGACCUUGUCAACAUAACGGCACUUGCAUCGACAAGAUCAACACAUUCGAGUGUCAGUGUACGCCCGGUUAUACCGGAAAAAUUUGUGACUUGGACGUCAAUGAAUGCGAAAGUGAUCCUUGCAAGAACGGAGCUUCUUGUAUAGAUGAAAUUGCAAGAUACACCUGCAUGUGCGCACCCGGCUUCGCCGGUAUCAAUUGCGAAACGAAUAUCGACGACUGCGAAUCUCAACCAUGUCAAAACAGUGGCAAAUGUAUAGACGGAGUGAAUUCUUAUUCGUGUGACUGCACCAACACCGGUUUCUCAGGCGAAUAUUGCGAGAACAAUAUCGACGAGUGUCUGCCGGAUCUAUGUGUAAACGGCGCCGAGUGCAUUGACGAGAUCAAAGACUACAAGUGCAUGUGCUACGAAGGCUACUCCGGCAAGAAUUGCGAGAUCGAUAUUAACGAGUGUGAGAGCUCGCCAUGUCAGUUCAAUGGCACUUGCCUCGAGAGAUCCAACGAGGCACUUUACAAAGAUGACGUCACCAACAAACCCGCGAUAUUCAUGCAAGAGUUUAGCUAUGCCAAUGCCAGCGGAUACGAGUGUAUCUGUGUGCCAGGCGUGACAGGCAAGAACUGCGAGACCAAUAUCAACGAGUGCGAGAGUAAUCCUUGCAUCGAGGGUGUCUGUAUGGAUCGCAUAGGCGGAUAUAACUGCGAGUGUGACGAAGGCUUCGAAGGCGAACAUUGUCAGAUUGACAUUGACGAGUGCAAACGUUACAAUCCUUGUGAGAACGACGCUAUUUGUUACGAUCGUCGCGCCGAUUACUAUUGCCAAUGCAAAUCUCUGUUCGGUGGUAAAAACUGCUCGGUACCGCUGCUUGGCUGCAAUGGCACCACGUGCUUAAAUAACGGUACCUGCACGCCUUAUCUCAUCGACGAAACUCAACACAAGUUUAACUGUACUUGUCCGAAUGGUUUCCAUGGGGAUAUUUGCGAUAAAACUAGAAAACAGGUAACCACUAUGUCGAUCAAUCACAAAUCGCUCGUCGUCGUAAAAUCAAGUCGUACGGAAGGCUACGACAUUCAAUUCCGUUUCCGCACAACCCUACCCAACCUUCUUCUGGCGAUAGGAGAGGGUAGUACGUACUACUUUUUGAGACUGACAGGCGGCAGGCUUAAUCUAGACUCGAGCCUCUUGAACAAACUGGAUGGAGUAUAUUUCGGUAGUGGUCUGAACGAUUCCAAUUGGCAAAAGGUUUUCGUCGCGAUGAACACUACGCAUCUCGUGUUGUCUGCCAAUGAGGAGCAAACAAUCUAUCCUAUCUCGUGGGAAGGAUUGAACACGACCGUUCAGUCUUUCACCACUACUUACUUCGGAAGUACCGUGAAUUACUUCAAAAAGUUGGGCGAUCCACCUUACUUGCUCGGAUGCGCCGAAGACGUUAUCAUCAAUGGAGAAUGGAUCUACCCGGACAUAGCUUCGGAAAACGUGACUAUCGAGAACGUCGAAUCAGGUUGCCCACGUAUGGACCAGUGCUUUCCAAACCCUUGCAAGAAUAACGGCCACUGUACAGACCGUUGGCGCGAGUUCUCCUGCACGUGCGAUCGACCUUAUCUCGGCUCCACUUGUCAGUACAACAUCACUGCCGCCACAUUCGGCUACGAGAACACAAGCAAUGGAUACGUGACGGUGAAGGUGGCUUCUACGGCGAGGCGCGCUGUACGCACUGUCGUCGACAUUUCCAUGUUCAUUCGCACGCGAGAAGAGCGCGGAGACGUGUUCUAUCUGGGUUCGGAGCCUAAUGCGCCAGCCGACGGCAAAGACAAGACGUACAUCGCAGCGCAAUUGGAGCGCGGCGAGCUACUUGUGAGGAUUCAGUUCAAUGGCACGGAGGCUUACACUGUCAGCGGAGUCAAGUUGAAUGACGGCAACAAUCACUUGAUACAAGUCAUCAGGAAUGUCACAUUGGUGCAGGUCAAGAUCAACGGCACCGAGUAUUUCCGAAAGACCAUUAGCGCGACCGGCCAGUUGAACGUGACGGUUCUUUACUUGGGUGGCUUACCACAGGUCUCGCGCUACAUCAGGCAAGCCGGCGACACCAGAAUCAUGGAAGUGAAUCACGAUCCUCAAGUCAACUUCAAGGGCAUCAUUCAGGACGUUCAGGUUUCCAACGGACUCGAGACUAUGGUCGUUGAGUUUUACCCCUUGAAAGCCGAAGAUAUACCCACUCUGGUGCAAUUUGGCAAUGUGACCUUCGACCCAAAGAAAGUUCUUAAAGGCAUUAUCUCGGACAACGUAUGCGCUUCCAGUCCCUGUCAUCACAAUGGCACCUGCCACGUCACCUGGAAUGACUUUUGGUGCCAGUGUCCACGCGGCUACACGGGUAAAACAUGCCAGGAAAUGGAAUUCUGCCAACUGCAGGACUGUCCAAAUGGCUCGAAAUGUCAGAAUCUCGACGAUGGCUACGAGUGCAUGGCCAACGCGACGUUCGAUGGCGUCAGCACGGCCUUCACUUACAAAUAUCAUCAGUCGGAAUUGACGAAUCUCACGUACGACGAGUCGACGAUAGACAGUAUCAAGAUCACUUACAGAUCGAACACCGGUGGAACCCUGAUGCAUAUCGUUCCGAAAUCGGGUAAUCGACACUUCACCGUCUCAGUCUUCGAAGACAAAGUGACAGUAACCUGGAAGUUGGAUCUUGAGAAUAGUGGUAUGCUGACAUUCGGUAAACCCGAGCCUGACGGAAACUGGACCACGAUACUUUUCAAACUGAACAACAAUUCAAUAGUGUGUGACUAUGAAGACAAAAGCGACGACGAGAUCAAUUCUCAGACGAGUCAAAGCUUUAGCUUUGCUGCGUGGUAUGAGUUAUUGCUCACCGGUACUGUUACCCUCGGCGGCCUUGGAGCACCUUUGUCAGAUCGACACAGCUACAUGACUAUUGGCACCGAGAGACAUAUCGAAACGAGAGAUGGUGUCGCCGGUAAUUCAGUUGAAUACGUUGAUAGGAAACUUACCACUGCCAUGCCUCCUCACAGCAUGCUAUCCGGGGAAGCAUUCAAGGGUUGUUUAGGUGAAGUGCGAAUUGGUAGCAUGCUCCUUCACUACUUUAGCUACGAGAAAGUUUAUCAGAACGCCAAUUUUACGCCCUUGGAGUUUAUGUCGCUGCAGCAAGAUAACUCCUCGAACCAUGACAACAUUGGCUGUCGAUUGUGUUUCGAAAGCCAGUGCAAGAAUAACGCUCAUUGCUUGGACCAAUUUAAUAGCUACAUAUGCAAAUGUCCACCCGGUUAUGCAGAAGACGAUUGCUCGGUCGACAUCGAUGAGUGCGAGAACAACAAGUGCACGAAUAAUUCGACCUGCGUCGAUGGUGUGGCCAAUUACACAUGUGCUUGCAAGAAAGAAUGGCAAGGAUGGCUGUGCGACGAGGACGUGAACGAGUGCGAGAGUAAGCCUUGUCGACACGACGGAGUCUGCGUGAACCUCGUCGGUUCUUUCGUUUGCCAGUGCUCCGAGCAAUAUACCGGCGAGUUAUGCGAGAGUGUCAGGCUCAUCACGUGCGCCGAUCAACCUUGCAAGAACGGCUCGACGUGCACCGAUGUCGUCAACAGCGAGACAGCCGAUAACUUUACGUGCACUUGCAUGCCUGGCUUCGAGGGCUCGCACUGCGACAAGCCCUAUUGCUUGAACAGAAAGUGCGAGAAUAACGGCAAUUGCCUUGAUCAGCAUCAGACGCCACAGUGUUCGUGUCCACUAGGCUUCACGGGUCUCUACUGCGAGACGAACAUCGACGAUUGCGCACCAGAUACCGACGGCAACGUGCCAUGCAAGAACGAAGGCAAGUGCCACGACGGCGUGAACAGCUUCACGUGUGAUUGCGCGGGUACGGGUUACACCGGUCCAGACUGCUCCUACGACAUCGACGAGUGCGAAGACCCGCUGAACGACUGCGGUUUCGGCAAGUGCAAGAAUCUACCCGGAAGCUUCCGUUGUGUCUGCGAGCCGGAUUAUUGUGGGAUGAGUUGCUCGGUGGAGAACCCUUGCAAGAACGACUUCUGCCAGAACGGCGGUAUCUGCGAAUGUGUUGAAGAUUCAGGCUACAGAUGUCGAUGCCCAGACGAUUACACCGGUCAAAAUUGUACCGAGUCGGGCCACUUGCUGGGAAGCCAAGCCCUCGACAUUGCCGUGAUCGUCGGUCCGAUUGUCGGCAUUCUACUUCUCAUUGCCGCUGGCUCGUUAAUCGCCUUUUUCAUGAUGGCAAGGAAGAAGCGAGCUACACGCGGUACUUACAGCCCAUCGGCUCAAGAGUUCAGUAACCCAAGAGUGGAGAUGGAUAAUGUUAUGAAACCACCGCCAGAAGAGAGAUUGAUCUAAAAAAAUUUUCGUCCCCCCCCCCCUCUCUCUCUCUCACUCUCUGUCUCUGUUAGUAAUUUUCGUGAUCUUUUGUAUUUAAAAGAAAUUUAAAUGGACGUUUUUCUUUUUUUUUUCGCCACGAUAUACGCAUUUAUCGAAUCGAGGAAAAACAUCAUUUUUAUUAGUAGUUUUCGAAAGUUUAAUUAUAUAGGAUUACGGUGAUCAACUAUUCUUGUUAAAUAUCAUUCCAUGCAUUUUUGACAUUCCUGAGAAUACGUUCUUACGUAUUACCAUUUGUACUUAAAGAAGGAAAAUUUCUGCGAUACAUUUAUGGAGAUAAAUUGUAACGUAAGACUGAAGAAUUGAUCCAAGUGAUUACAUUCGUUUUGUUAGCAUUAGAGAAAUUUUUCAGUAAACUUUACAUUCCAUGUUGCGAUUCUUUUAAAAAAUAAGCCAGUUUUUGCCUGCCUAAAGAGAAUCACUAAGUGUACUUACUUCUGGACAAGUGUCUUUUUAUCUAAACUCACCAAUCAAAUAACCCGUCCAUUUAGUGCCUAAAGUAUCGUUAAUUUUCAAAAUGAAAUUAUACAAUAACGAGAAUGUGUAUUGAAGUGUAAUACCAUGAUGUGUUUCUUGGCAAUUAUUUUUUCGGCUUCGAUGCGAGCAUCUCAAACGAAUCAUUGAAGUCAAAAUGUAACUUAUUCUGGAAGAAAUUGUGCAUGCUAUUGCAUACAUUUUUUCUUUAUCACGGACGUAAUGCACGAGUUAAUAAAAUGUAACUCGACAUAAGAGUUCCGCGUGUUAAUUUUGUAAAUAGUAUAAUGUGUAAGUUGUAUGUACUUAAGAGAAAUAUUAACGCUUUUAUCUUUAAGAUUUUUUAUGAAAGUAGAUAGUAUUUAAUUUUAAACACGUUAUACGAUUUAUAAUAUUGUAUGUAUUGUAUGUGUACCGACACGACCAAAGUAUCACAUUCGCCCAUUGGCGAAUAAUUCUGUAUUUCAUAAUCCCUACGGUCAGCAAGCUUGCAAAAAUCAGCGUAAUUGAGAUUUUUAUCUAUUGUAAGAUACAAUAUGUCGAUGAUAGCGAAUUUUAGAUGAGUUUUAGACUUUUUAUUGAAUAUAUUUUAUGCGGUAUUUGCAUGAGCAAUUGAAUUGAGUCACUGUCUUAAACGAUAUGAGCAAGACUGACGUUUCAAGUGUAUCACGUGAUUUUUUCUCCCGGAAAAAAUACAACACCUUUAGUUGUUUUUUGAUUAAGAUGCAUCGAUCAUUUUUGACAUUGUUUAAGAAUAAGAAAUGCAACUGUACAAGCAAUAAAGACAGCUCUGAAU
Molecule: messenger RNA, 7577 nt
Organism: Phymastichus coffea
Lineage: Eukaryota; Metazoa; Arthropoda; Insecta; Hymenoptera; Eulophidae
Gene: crb
Product: protein crumbs
Exons: 16
Coding region: 185-6268 (2027 amino acids)
Biological process (GO): establishment or maintenance of epithelial cell apical/basal polarity; Notch signaling pathway; heterophilic cell-cell adhesion
Cellular component (GO): protein-containing complex; plasma membrane
Molecular function (GO): calcium ion binding; Notch binding
Source: RefSeq, a predicted model, not a curated record